ACGUCGAUGCACAAAAGUCAGGUAGAUCAAGGAGUCACAAUGAGGCGUGUCUAAAUGUGAGCUAAAGUUUUUAAAGGUGAAAGCGUUUAAAAACUGCUGAACAGAAACUGAAAGUUAUUGCGACUUCAAAGAAGGAAACAACUGUUCACCCACGAGCUGCUGGUCUUCACUCUUCACCCCUUACUGAAUUAGGAUGUCAGUCCAGUUCUUUGGCUGGGAGGUGACCUACGACGAUGACUCCCCUCGUCAGGAGCUGGGGGCCUCCCAGGCACCCAGAGAUCGAGGUGUCUACACCAUGUACCAUGGCACCAGUGUUGCCAAUGCACGCCUCAUCAUAGCUAAUGGUUUCCAACAGUCCCAAAAAGGCAUGUUAGGAAAGGGCGUGUAUGUCAGCCGUGACAAGAAAAAGGCAGACCGUUAUCCACUGAACAGCAACCAUUCAGACCGCGUGGUCCUUGAGCUGCGUGUCCGUGUUGGCCGUGUCAAGCGCAUCAACAAAGACAACCAUCCUAUGCAGUACACUUGGAGCGCACAGGGCUAUGAUACAGCUUGGGUACCCCCCAAUUGUGGCAUGGCGGCUGUGCCCAGCGGCCUGGAGGAGGAUUGUGUGUUUGACCCCAAAAGAGUGGAGGUCGUGGGCAUUGCAAGGGCAGACCACAACGUACUGACGGAGCUUCAGCAGCUUGUGGCUAAAAGUCGCCUCAGCAGAGGAAACAGUGGUGCAGGCUCUUCUGGUGGUGCUGCUGCGGAUGUGUGUUCACUGUGCAAGCGAAAGAAGCAGCAGGGUUCUUCACACUACAGUCAGCCGUGUUGGGGCUGUGGGCAGAACAUCUGCCCUCUUCAGGUCAAGCAUGUCUGUUCAGUUAACGCUUGAGAAGGGUAAGGAGCUGACAAACUGUAUGGCUGUGACACACCUGGAUCAAGGUUCUUCUACAAACUAUAUGUGGUGCAACAUGUAAUAAAAUAAUUACUGAACACGUGUUUCAGAUGUCUAUAUGCUGUCUACAAAGCUGUUGGCAAGUUCACCAUGCUCCAAUUUAUGCUGCGAUCACGUAAUACUGUCACAUUAGCAUGUGUUAAGAUUAUAGGCAAUCAAGAUGACACACUCUUUAUAUGAGCAAAAUGUCUUUAUUUCAUCCUGAAUGUCGACAUGAGUAUUCUAUUUUUGAAACAUCUGAAACAUGCAGUAGCAGUGAUGAGUUAAAUGAAUGAACUGAUUUUAUUUCCUGAACGAUGUAAAAUCAAAUAAAUAUGUUAAGCCAAUAAAGUCACAAUGAUGAUAUCAGA
Amphiprion ocellaris (clown anemonefish) is the source of this 1287-nucleotide messenger RNA. RefSeq lists its product as uncharacterized. The record is from RefSeq and is a predicted model, not a curated record. Gene Ontology annotation, cellular component: cytoplasm. The transcript has 2 exons. The coding region runs from base 194 to 874 and encodes 226 amino acids. NCBI's taxonomy places the organism in Eukaryota, Metazoa, Chordata, Actinopteri, Pomacentridae. Gene Ontology annotation, molecular function: NAD+ poly-ADP-ribosyltransferase activity.